Aspergillus calidoustus is the source of this 639-nucleotide messenger RNA. NCBI's taxonomy places the organism in Eukaryota, Fungi, Ascomycota, Eurotiomycetes, Eurotiales, Aspergillaceae. The record is from the annotation of a GenBank genome assembly.
AUGGGCGCUGGCAGCUCGAAACCCGAGGCCUCGACCGGGUCAAAACACAUUUUCGAGAGCAACUCCCCCAUUCAAUUCUCCUCCAACCUCGUCGACGGCCUGCAAUCAAACACCGAAACCGACUCCGCCCGCGCCAAAUCCCUCGAACUCCAAAUCCAGGCCCGCGUCUCAGAAGAGCUCUCCCGUCUCCGCGCUCGCGAACAACAGACCCUCGCCGAGAUUGAGAAGCGCCUCGCCGAAGUCAAAGACACCUCUAGCUCCUCUACCACAACGACAAGCCCAAGCGCCGGCUACGCGCCUCCCGCGGGCUCUCUGGACCUCGACGCACCUCGGAUUCCCUUCGCUGGCCGCGAGUACACGCCCGUUCCGCAAGCCGCUGUUACCGAGAUGGCAGUCCCUGUUAACCGCGAACUGAGCCGGGAAUCUGUAAACACGGAGAUUGAGGAGCUAAGGGCUAAGCUCGAAGGGCGGAAGAAGCUUGCUGAUCUUGACGAUGGGGUUCUGAAGGCGAGGGCGGAUGUUGUUAGCUGCUUAAGGCUCAACGACCGACGGCCGUUGGAUUGCUGGAAGGAGGUGCAGGAGUUCAAGAAGGAGGUCGCGAGGCUUGAGGAGGCGUUUGUGGAUCGGAUUGUGGGUUGA